AACCAAUGUAGUUAUUAUUAUUUUAUUAAAAUAAAAAAUACAAAUCCGUCAUUCACAUGGAACUUUCUCGACAUAAGAUGUAACGCAGUAGCUUCUCGCCCCUUUCUUUCUAUUUUUUCCCCUAGCUUUCUCUCUCUCUCUCCUUCAUCCUUAUAUUUCCAACGGAACCUUCUAGAACCACCAUAACAUCAUUCUGCCCUUCCCUCGCGUUUCAACACCGAUAACCCGCAAAAAUCUCCAUUGAUCUGCGCCUCCUGUUCCAUGGCAAAGCUGCCUGUGGAAUACAACGGCGACUGCGCCACCACCGCCUCAGCAUCCGCCUCCGCAGCCGCGGAGUCUCAGAGAUCCAUUCCCACGCCGUUUCUCACCAAAACCUUUCAACUCGUCGACGACCAAUCCAUCGACGAUGUUAUUUCCUGGAACGACGACGGAUCAACGUUUAUCGUCUGGAACCCUACCGUCUUCGCCAGAGACUUGCUUCCUAAAUAUUUCAAACACAACAAUUUCUCUAGCUUCGUUCGCCAGCUCAACACUUACGGAUUCAGAAAAGUUGUACCUGAUCGGUGGGAGUUCUCGAACGAGUAUUUCCGCCGAGGCGAGAAGCGGCUUCUGUGCGAAAUUCAGCGGCGGAAGAUCUCCUCGCCGGCGUCGUCUCCGACGGCGCCGGCGACGGUUUCGGUCACUGCGCCGAUGCCGUUGACUGCGAUACCGAUCAUAUCGCCGUCGAACUCCGGCGAGGAGCAGGUGACGUCGUCGAACUCAUCGCCGGCGGAGCUUCUCGACGAGAACGAGCGACUGAGGAAAGAGAACGUUCAGUUAACGAAAGAGCUCGCGGAGAUGAGAUCGCUCUGCAACAAUAUUUAUUCUCUCAUGUCAAAUUAUGCAAACGCCAACGGAAAAGGAAACAGCAACGGCAGUUACAAAACUAAAGGCGGCGCCGGUGUCGCGCACGGAAGUUUAGAGUCCGGCAUGACGGCGGUGAAGCUGCUGGAUUUGAUGCCGGUGAUGCGAAGCUCCGAUGAGGACGCGGCGGAGAUGGCGCCGGAGGAGAUGAAUCCGAAGCUGUUUGGUGUGGCGAUUGGAGCGAAGCGAGCGAGAGAGGGAGGAGGUGGUGGAGAUUGUGGAGGUGGAGGAGAGGAAGAUACGCUGCUGCGCCUGCAUCACGCGGGUUCUGCGGACGUGAAAUCUGAGCCGUUGGAUUUCCAGAACCAUCGCGAGAAUCAGAAAACGCCGUGGUUGAGUCCGUGUUACAGGACAAAUCAAAGAGUGUGCAACUGACACGCGGCGACGGUUAAGCAAAGGAAACAUUUUAGAUUAGAUUACGUAGUGGCGUAGGGAAUCCGAGACCGGCACGCGGAGACGUCACGUGCGUCGUUUAACCGUUUGGGACCGAUUCCCAGAAGUUUCUCAGAAGUCGGAGGAAAACGAUACUUUGUAGUCCUUUUUUCUUCUCUCUCUCUUUUUUUUUUAUAUAAAUAUAUUUUUUUUGUUGCAUGAAAUUGGACUUGGACUGUAGCUAUGCCUUUGAGGGUAGUGUUAAAUAUUUCAUUUAGUUCUAUAAAUUAUUUUACUUGCCAGGGAAAA
Molecule: messenger RNA, 1584 nt
Organism: Glycine soja
Lineage: Eukaryota; Viridiplantae; Streptophyta; Magnoliopsida; Fabales; Fabaceae
Product: heat stress transcription factor B-2a-like
Exons: 2
Coding region: 262-1278 (338 amino acids)
Biological process (GO): regulation of transcription by RNA polymerase II
Cellular component (GO): nucleus
Molecular function (GO): RNA polymerase II cis-regulatory region sequence-specific DNA binding; DNA-binding transcription factor activity
Source: RefSeq, a predicted model, not a curated record